AUGAACACCUUCUCUCCCGCAGCUGACGAGCGACGACGCUCACCUCAUCGCCGGAAAAUAUACAUCCCCUCCGUUGAACGUUCCAGUCACCAGAAAUCAAAAGGAUUCAAAGUCUCAGCGAGGAAGCUUGCGUCAAGGCUUCAUAAGCUUCCUCCUAUAGAAGAUGGUUCCUUGGCAGAACGUUUUAGUCAUCAGAUGGAGGGCAUAACUAAGUGGGACUUGGGAUCAUUCAGAACGUAUGACUCCGUUGAACCUUAUGAGAAGUUUCAAGUAGAAGAGAAUCUAGACGGUAGCCUUGUUCCUCGUCUUGCAGCUGAGUUAUGGAAGGCUCAACAAAGAGUCAAAGAGCUUGAAACAAAGGAGAACAGAUGUCUCAUUAGAAGUCAAAGAAUAAGCACUAUGGAAGAAGAAGAAGAUACUGAUUCCCUUUUUGAUUACUUGAAGGAGAAGUUAAGCAAAGAAAAGGAAGAAAGGAAAAGAGCUAACGCUGAGAAUUCUAGGUUAAAGAAGAAGAUUUUGGAGAUGGAAUCAACAAUAAGUAAGUUGAGGAGAGAAAGAGACACACUAGAGAAGGUGUGCGAGGAGCUGGUGACGAGGAUCGAUGAGUUGAAGGCAGAAACAAGGAGGAUAUGGGAUGAAACAAAGGAGGAGAGGCAGAUGUUGCAAAUGGCUGAGAUGUGGAGGGAGGAAAGGGUUAGGGUUAAGUUGACGGAUGCGAAACUUUCUUUGCAAGAAAAGUUUGAAGAGAUGAAUUGGUUUGUGGAUGAGUUAGAGAAGUGUUUGGAGAUGGCUAGAGAUGUAGGAGGAACUGAGGGGUUAAGAAGAGGUGAACGUUUGAUUAAGACGGUAAGAUCGUUGGAAGAUGAAGCUAAUGAUAUAGAAUUUGAGAAAUUCAAGUUUGCCUCUGAUGAUGAUAAUUAA
Molecule: messenger RNA, 921 nt
Organism: Eruca vesicaria subsp. sativa (arugula)
Lineage: Eukaryota; Viridiplantae; Streptophyta; Magnoliopsida; Brassicales; Brassicaceae
Source: the annotation of a GenBank genome assembly